UCCCGGACCAGGUUUCCAGGUGGAGUAGCAGUUAAGAACUACUGGGUCCAAAGGGGUGGUCACCUUAGGCCCUGACCGAGCCCUGGAGGUCAGGCCAUUUGGCGGGUCCUAGCUAAGCAGAAUAAACAUCUGCCGGAAGCUUUCUUCCAUCUCCAGGAAUGGGUGAAUUAUGACCCUCCUGUAUACUCAAGGUAUCUAGAUAGGGUUCAUAUUAUCUUUGCAAUCACCUGCACUGGACAGGAAUCUUCUUAAGAUCUUGAUGAAAACAAUAAAGCAGACAUAAUUCAUCCCUAGAAAGAUUAUAUCAUAGCAUUUGAAAUGCUUUUUACUUAGAAUAGUAGUUAAAAUGGAAAAAACAAAAAUAAAUGAUGAAGGAAAACCAGACCCAGAGAAUUCUUUGGACUUUUCUGAACACUUUAAUCAACUUGAAUUGUUGGAAACACAUGGACACCUUAUUCCCACUGGUACCCAAAGUCUCUGGGUAGGCAAUUCUGAUGAAGAUGAAGAGCAAGAUGAAAAAAAUGAAGAGUGGUAUCAAUUACAAGAAAAAAAAAUGGAGAAAGAUCCAAGCAAAUUGCUGCUUUGGGCUGCUGAAAAAAAUCGGCUUACUACAGUGCAGAGACUACUUUCUGAGAAAGCCACUCAAGUAAACACUAGAGAUGAGGAUGAGUAUACCCCUCUUCAUCGAGCAGCCUACAGUGGACAUUUAGAUAUUGUCCGUGAACUGGUUGCGCAAGGGGCAGAUGUGCAUGCAGUAACUGUGGAUGGCUGGACACCUCUGCAUAGUGCUUGUAAGUGGAACAAUACCAGAGUGGCUUCUUUCUUACUUCAGCACGAUGCAGAUGUCAAUGCUCAAACAAAAGGCCUUCUGACUCCCUUGCAUCUUGCUGCUGGAAACAGAGACAGCAAAGAGACCCUAGAACUCCUCCUAAUGAACCGUUAUAUCAAACCAGAUUUGAAGAACAACUUAGAAGAAACUGCAUUUGAUAUUGCCAGGAGGACAAGUAUCUAUCACUACCUCUUUGAAAUUGUGGAAGGCUGUACAAAUUCUUCACCUCAGUCUUAAUAGUUCUAGUAAUUUUCUUAAGUUUGUGAGUACCAGUGCCUCCUUUGUGUGUGACGUAAAAUAUUCCCAUUAUACAAAGUUGACAUCAAAAGUCUUACUACAAAAAUUCAGUGCUACUCAGUAUAAUCUUCUUCCUAGUGAAUCGCCUGAUCUUGAUGUCAAAAUGUAUUUGAGAGUUGUUUAGAUAUAUCUUUAAUGAUUUC
Messenger RNA from Marmota flaviventris (yellow-bellied marmot), 1269 nucleotides. The record is from RefSeq and is a predicted model, not a curated record. Lineage: Eukaryota; Metazoa; Chordata; Mammalia; Rodentia; Sciuridae.